AUGAGUCGCGGAGACAACGCUGGUGCAAUUGUCCCUAGUUAUGUUGUUCAAGAAGAAGGAUCACACCGUGUAUUAGUUUAUCUCGCUAUACCUGAAUUACGUGUGGAAAGAAAAUUCCGGAGUGGUCUGAAAAAGGUUCCAAUCAAUGCUGAAACAACAAUAUUGCAUUUUGACACACACGCAUUCACUUUUUCAAUGACAGUUCAAACGAAAAAGUCCACCGAUCUAAUGUAUAUGUUAAAAAUUGAUCGAUUAGCGGGAGAAAUAGUUCCAGAAAGAUGUACAAUCAAGUAUCAACGCGGCGGUGUGUGGCUGACACUUUACAAAGAGGAUACCAUGUCUUGGAUGAAUCGUAUUUGUGAUCCACAAUCUUUUGGUUUGAAUAUUCCAGAAGAAAAAGAAGAUAAUAAAGCAGACGAUGAUUUUUCAUCUAAAAGUCCAUUUCCUGCUCCUUCGGCACCACCUGCCUCUUCUCCGCAAGUUGUACCACCUUCAUUUUAA
This is a messenger RNA of Didymodactylos carnosus, 501 nucleotides long. Lineage: Eukaryota; Metazoa; Rotifera; Eurotatoria; Philodinida; Philodinidae. The record is from the annotation of a GenBank genome assembly.